AUGGCUGCCGCACCCAAGCCCACCGUCGUCGGUAUCUACGGCAUCCCCGGCUGCGGCAAAACGCACCUGAUGACCCAGCUCGAGCCACGCCUCGGCGAGACACGCUUCGCCUUCUUCGAGGGCUCGAGCGUGAUUGGCAACCUGGCCCCAGGCGGCCUCGAGGUCUUCCAAGAGUGCGGGCCCGACGAACAGCAGCGCUGGCGCGCCCUUGCCGUCUACGCCAUUGCCAAGGAGUGCGCCACCACGCAGCGCGCCGGCGUCGUCGCAGGCCAUUUUAGCUUCUGGCCUGAAGAUGCCGCCGAGCCGAACGUCGUGUGUACGUGCGCUGACCUCGCCACCUUCACGCAUCUCGUGUACCUAGACGUCGAUGCCGACGCCGUCGCACGCCGCCGCCAUGGCGAUACGCAGCGCACCCGGCCCGCCAUGUCUGUUAGCCACCUACAGAAGUGGCAGAGGGCAGAGAUACGCGCGCUCCGGGCCUUGUGCCGCAGCCACGGCAUCUUGUUCGUGACACUGUCGGUAACCGACGAGUUGACGCCGCUGCUGCUCGACAGGGCGUGUGCGCUGCUGGCCGACUUCCAGCUGCACACCAGCCAGGCGAACCUGGCGCUUGCCGAGAAGAGGGUGGAUGAGAUUGUCGCUGCGUCGUCGAUCGCUUGCAACCCUGCGACGGCCGUUGUUCUGGAUGCAGACAAGACGCUGGCGGCCGAGGACGCGGGCGAGGUGUUUUGGGACGUGAUGGCGACGAGGCGCUCCUUGCAGCUGACAGAGGACAAGUCGCCCUUGAAGACGCUGUUCAGCGGCCCGCAGGGAUACUCCUACGUGGCCUUCCGGCAGGCGAUGCUGCUGAACGAGGAGGCGGCCGACGACGGCGAGUUCGAUGCCGUCUGCCGCGCCGUGGCAGCACGGGUGACGGUGCAUCCCGAGAUGGCAGCGUUGGUGCGGCGUGCGGCAGGCCAGGAUCACGUUGUGACGCUGGUUGUGACGUGUGGGCUGCGCCGGGUCUGGGACAUGGUGCUGGCGCGCGAGGGGCUGUUGGAGCGAGUGCAGGUCGUCGGCGGGGGCCGGGUAUCCGACGGCUUCGUCGUCACGCCCGAAGUCAAGGCUGCCGUAGUGACACGCUUGCGCAACUACCACCACACGUACGUGUGGACGUUUGGCGAUAGCGUACUGGACCUGCCCAUGUUGAAUGCCGCGCACCAGGCCGUCGUUGUGGUGGGCCAAGAGCACACCAGGAGCAAGAGCAUGGACGCCGCUCUGUCGAGUGCCAUCGACUCUGGCGGCCUUCGCGCCCGUCAAGCACUGCUGCCCGCUGCUGCAUCACCGCGGCUGGACACGGACAGGCUGCCGGUGGUCGACAUUACGAGCGAGCAGUUCAUCGGCCAUGUCUUGGAUCGCGGUCCGGACCGGCGCGCUGCCGUCAUUCGGUCCAGACUUGUGCACGCAACAGAGAGAAGUUCCGCUCGGCUGCUCAUGUCGCCGACGCGCGACGCCAGGGUUGCCGGCCCGGCACUGCGAGACGCCCACCGGCGCGCUGGGUGCUAUCUCGCGACGGAAUUCGUCAGCGACGUGGUCGGGCUGGAAGAGCACUCGAUCCCGCACGUGCAGGGCCACCAGACCCAAGGCCACCGGCUGCGUGGCGAGAGCGCGACGUCCAUCGUGGCGCUAAUGCGCGGCGGCGAGCCCAUGGCCUUGGGAGUCAACGAUGCGUUUCCCACGGCCAUGUUCAUCCACGCUACCAACCCCGCAGACGUCAAACGCCAUCACGUCCUAGAAGGCGGAACCGUCGUGCUGGUAGAUUCGGUGGUGAACACGGGAAAGUCGGUGCUCGAGUUUGUGAGGCACAUCCGUAUUACCCUCCGCACAAACGUUCCCAUCGUCGUGGUCGCCGGCGUCGUCCAGUCACAGUCGGUUGGCCAAGAGGGCACCCUCGGCCGGGCUCUUGAAAGCGAUACGGGCCUCACGGUCGUGGCGUUGCGUCUGUCAGAGAACAAAUUCAGUGGUGUGGGCGGCACCGAUACUGGAAACCGCCUGUUCAACACGACACACGUGAACUAA
Messenger RNA from Lasiosphaeria miniovina, 2058 nucleotides. RefSeq names its product uracil phosphoribosyltransferase-domain-containing protein. The record is from RefSeq and is a predicted model, not a curated record. Lineage: Eukaryota; Fungi; Ascomycota; Sordariomycetes; Sordariales; Lasiosphaeriaceae. Bases 1 to 2058 code for a protein of 685 amino acids. Gene Ontology annotation, cellular component: cytoplasm. Gene Ontology annotation, biological process: dephosphorylation; L-serine biosynthetic process. Gene Ontology annotation, molecular function: L-phosphoserine phosphatase activity; magnesium ion binding. The transcript has a single exon.